Molecule: messenger RNA, 3067 nt
Organism: Diceros bicornis minor
Lineage: Eukaryota; Metazoa; Chordata; Mammalia; Perissodactyla; Rhinocerotidae
Gene: HSPA9
Product: heat shock protein family A (Hsp70) member 9
Exons: 17
Coding region: 347-2386 (679 amino acids)
Biological process (GO): protein refolding; cellular response to unfolded protein
Cellular component (GO): mitochondrion; cytoplasm
Molecular function (GO): ATP hydrolysis activity; heat shock protein binding; misfolded protein binding
Source: RefSeq, a predicted model, not a curated record
GGGGUUGUCCAAGAUGCUGCCUUUAUACCUCUCAUAGUCCCGUCGCCUCUCGCUGAGCCCAGACCUACCGCAGCUGGAAAGGAAGGACACUGUUUUUCCAACCAUCGUGCUACGAAACGUAUUAGCCGUACACCCUGACUCCGGGAGCGGCGUUCAGGUAGUCUCCCGUCAGGCAGUGCGGGCGGUACCUCAGCGGAAGAGCGGGCCUCCAGGCCGCAGCGACCAACCCCCGCCCCCCCACCCCACGUGGUUGGAGGUUUCCAGAAGCGCUCUUACCGCUGAGCCGCGGAGCUCCUGGCCGUCCGAGAGCCUUUUUGCUGUCUCGUACUCCCACCACCUAGCCGCCAUGAUGAACGCCAGUCGAGCCGCGGCAGCGCGUCUUGUCGGCGCUGCAACCUCCCGGGGCCCCACGGUCGCUCGACAUCAGGAUGGCUGGAAUGGCCUUAGUCAUGAGGCUUUUAGAAUUGUUUCAAGGCGGGACUAUGCAUCAGAGGCAAUCAAGGGAGCAGUUGUUGGUAUUGAUUUGGGUACUACCAAUUCCUGUGUGGCAGUUAUGGAAGGUAAACAAGCAAAGGUGCUGGAGAAUGCUGAAGGUGCCAGAACCACUCCUUCAGUUGUAGCUUUUACAGCCGAUGGUGAGCGACUUAUUGGCAUGCCAGCCAAGCGACAGGCUGUCACCAACCCAAACAACACAUUCUAUGCCACCAAGCGUCUCAUUGGCCGGCGAUAUGAUGACCCUGAAGUACAGAAAGACAUUAAGAAUGUUCCCUUUAAAAUUGUGCGUGCCUCUAAUGGUGAUGCCUGGGUCGAAGCUCAUGGAAAACUCUAUUCUCCAAGUCAGAUUGGGGCAUUUGUGUUGAUGAAGAUGAAAGAGACUGCAGAAAAUUACUUGGGGCAUACAGCAAAAAAUGCUGUGAUUACAGUCCCAGCUUAUUUCAAUGACUCUCAGAGACAGGCCACAAAGGAUGCUGGCCAGAUAUCUGGACUAAAUGUGCUUCGAGUAAUUAACGAACCAACAGCUGCUGCUCUGGCUUAUGGUCUAGACAAAUCAGAAGACAAAAUCAUUGCUGUAUAUGAUUUAGGUGGUGGAACUUUUGAUAUUUCAAUCCUGGAAAUUCAGAAAGGAGUAUUUGAGGUGAAGUCCACCAAUGGAGACACUUUCUUAGGUGGUGAAGACUUUGACCAGGCCUUGUUACGACACAUUGUGAAGGAGUUCAAAAGGGAGACAGGGGUUGAUUUGACCAAAGACAACAUGGCACUUCAAAGAGUUCGGGAAGCUGCUGAAAAGGCUAAGUGUGAACUCUCCUCAUCUGUGCAGACAGACAUCAACUUGCCAUAUCUUACAAUGGAUGCUUCUGGACCCAAGCAUUUGAAUAUGAAGCUGACCCGGGCUCAGUUUGAGGGGAUUGUUACUGAUCUAAUAAGGAGGACCAUCGCCCCAUGCCAAAAAGCCAUGCAAGAUGCAGAAGUCAGCAAGAGUGACAUAGGAGAAGUGAUUCUUGUUGGUGGCAUGACUAGGAUGCCCAAGGUUCAGCAGACUGUGCAGGAUCUCUUUGGCCGUGCCCCAAGCAAAGCUGUCAAUCCUGAUGAGGCUGUGGCCAUUGGAGCUGCCAUUCAGGGGGGCGUAUUGGCCGGUGAUGUCACUGAUGUGCUGCUCCUGGAUGUCACUCCACUGUCUCUGGGUAUUGAGACUCUGGGAGGUGUCUUUACCAAACUUAUUAACAGGAACACCACUAUUCCAACCAAGAAAAGCCAGGUGUUUUCUACAGCUGCUGAUGGACAGACUCAAGUGGAGAUUAAAGUGUGUCAGGGUGAGAGAGAGAUGGCUGGAGACAACAAACUUCUUGGACAGUUUACUUUGAUUGGAAUUCCCCCAGCCCCUCGUGGAGUGCCUCAGAUUGAAGUUACAUUUGACAUUGAUGCCAAUGGGAUUGUACAUGUUUCUGCCAAAGAUAAGGGUACAGGACGUGAGCAGCAGAUUGUGAUCCAGUCUUCUGGUGGCUUAAGCAAAGAUGAUAUUGAAAAUAUGGUUAAAAAUGCAGAAAAGUAUGCUGAGGAAGACCGGCGAAAGAAGGAACGAGUUGAAGCAGUUAAUAUGGCUGAAGGAAUCAUUCAUGACACAGAAACCAAGAUGGAAGAAUUCAAGGACCAAUUGCCUGCUGAUGAGUGCAACAAGCUAAAAGAAGAGAUUUCCAAAAUGAGGGAGCUCUUGGCUCGAAAAGAUAGUGAAACAGGAGAAAACAUAAGGCAGGCAGCAUCUUCACUUCAGCAAGCAUCAUUGAAGCUCUUUGAAAUGGCAUACAAAAAGAUGGCAUCUGAGCGAGAAGGCUCUGGAAGUUCUGGCACUGGGGAACACAAGGAAGAUCAGAAGGAGGAGAAACAGUAAUAGCAGUAAACUUCGGAGCUGAAAGGACAACAUACUAUGACGCUUGGGAGUGAAGGGACUUCCUGAGCAGAAAUGGGCAAACUUCAGUUUUUUACUGUGUUUUUGCAGUAUUCUAUAUAUAAUUUCCUUAUUAUGUACAUUUAGUGACUGUUAGCUAUUGAUCAUUUAAUGAGUGAUAAUUCCAACCGUACAAAGUGCACAGUGUUCUAUCCCUAACCUGUCAUUAUUUUCCAGCUGCAUGUUAAGGGGGGAGAUGAUUUAUUGAUCAUUAUAAAGACUUAAUGUUGUUUUGUGCUGAAGUAGCCGUAUUUCCAAGGGGUGAAACCAUCUCGUAUACAACAAUGAAGGUAGUCAAUGAACGUAGUCAGCCAUAGACCUGAAAUGAGACCAUAGAGGGUUGAGAUCCUUCUAGUUAGCUGAGUACAGCUGUACCGGGCUGUGUGUACAUGGGAUUCUUCAACUGAGGCCUUGCAAGGCAAGCCAGCUGUGCCGUGUUGAGAGGUAGGGCAGGGGAAGCUAGAUGGAUGAAAAACUAAGUUAGCUAUUCAUGUUAGGUACAGCUAUUAAAACAAGGUAAUAAGGCUCCCAAACUUUCCUAAGGCAUACUUUUCUGUAUCCUUGAUGAUUGUUCAUUUUGAUCCAUUCUGGAUUUUUUAAAAAAAUAAUAAAUGUGAAAAUCAU